Messenger RNA from Abrus precatorius (Indian licorice), 1122 nucleotides. RefSeq lists its product as uncharacterized. The transcript is spliced from 3 exons. Bases 19 to 1122 code for a protein of 367 amino acids. NCBI's taxonomy places the organism in Eukaryota, Viridiplantae, Streptophyta, Magnoliopsida, Fabales, Fabaceae. Gene Ontology annotation, cellular component: cell wall; plasma membrane. The record is from RefSeq and is a predicted model, not a curated record.
CUUGCUUUGGUAGUGAAAAUGGCAGUGACUUUCAUAUUCACAUUUUCUCUGGCAUCGCUAUUUGCUGCUUCAGCUCUUGCUGCCAUUCAGAUCGGGUUGCCAGAAACUUACCUCCAAAAUGGGAACUUUGAGGAGAAGCCAGACCCCAGAAACCUCAAAAAUACCAAACUCAUUGGGAAAUUUGCUCUUCCAAAAUGGGAGAUCAGUGGUGUGGUUGAGUAUGUCUCUGGGGGGCCACAACCUGGAGGAAUGUACUUCCCAGUUAGUCAUGGAGUGCAUGCUGUGAGGCUCGGAAAUGAAGCUUCAAUCUCCCAAAGCAUCAAGGUCAAACCAGGUAAGUGGUAUGCUUUAAUACUUGGAGCCUCAAGGACUUGUGCUCAAGAUGAAGUUUUGAGGAUCUCAGUGCCUCCCCAAACUGGAGAUGUUCCUUUGCAGACCCUUUAUAGCCUCAAUGGAGAUGUUAUUGCUUGGGGAUUCAAGGCCACUUCUGCUUUUGCCAAAGUGACAUUCCACAACCCUGGAGUUCAAGAAAACCCUGCUUGUGGUCCACUCUUGGAUGCCAUUGCUAUCAGGGAGUUCAACCCUCCAAGCUCUUCAAAAGAUAAUUUGGUUAAAAAUCCUGGCUUUGAGGAAGGUCCAUUCCCUAUUUUUAACUCUACUAAUGGUGUUCUGAUCCCUCCCAAACAAGAGGAUCUUGAGUCUCCACUCCCUGGUUGGAUUGUUGAAUCCCUCAAAGCCGUGAAGUUCAUUGAUUCUAAGCAUUUCAAUGUCCCAUUUGGACGCGGAGCAGUAGAGCUUGUCGCUGGCAGGGAAAGUGCCGUUACACAAAUUCUCAGAACAGUUCCUAACAAAGUCUACAACAUGAAAUUCACAAUUGGAGAUGCCAAAAAUGGCUGUCAUGGAUCGAUGAUGAUUGAAGCAUUUGCUGCAAAAGAUACCCUUAAAGUUUCCUUCAAAUCUGAAGGAGAAGGUAAAUUUAAAACUGUGAGUUUCAUGUUCAGAGCUGUUGCAAACGAAACCAGAAUCACAUUCUAUAGCUCUUUCUACCAUACAAGUGUUCAUGACUACGGAUCUCUUUGUGGCCCUGUUCUUGAUCAAGUUAUAGUGAACCCUGUCACCUAA